Papaver somniferum (opium poppy) is the source of this 726-nucleotide messenger RNA. RefSeq names its product F-box/kelch-repeat protein At1g55270-like. The record is from RefSeq and is a predicted model, not a curated record. Gene Ontology annotation, molecular function: protein binding. NCBI's taxonomy places the organism in Eukaryota, Viridiplantae, Streptophyta, Magnoliopsida, Ranunculales, Papaveraceae. The transcript has 2 exons. Bases 1 to 726 code for a protein of 241 amino acids.
AUGCUUCAGCCACGGAUUAGAUGUCGCUCUUGUGUUAUAAACAAUCGCUUGUAUGUUGCUGGUGGUGCACUGGUGAAGGGAGGCAAGCUUGUUCCCAUUAAAUCAGCAGAGGUUUAUGAUCCUAUCAAGAACACGUGGUCCUUUGUAGCAGAUAUGACGACAGGUUUGAUACUCGUAGAUGGAUAUGUGUAUAAUGGAAUGUGGUUUGUUGAAGGAAUGGUUGCACCUGAACGUAGCUUGCUUCAAGUUUACGACCCUGAAACAGACAAAUGGUUUAAAAUCGCGGAUGAUAUGGCAGCACCAAGGGCAAAAAACCCAACCAUCACCAUCGGGGGGAAGCUCUAUACAAGAGGUUGCCAAGAUGGGUGCAAGUUGGACCUCUAUGACGCAGACACUGAUUCUUGGGUAUCUAAUUACAUUGACUGCUCCAAAAAAUUGCAUUUGGGCCCGAAAUGCUUUAAAUACUUGCAAGUGAGAAAUUUUUUACCUCUAAACAAGGGGAAACUCAUGUGUUUAAUUCGUGACAAUAUGAGUAUUUCUGUGAUGGACGUUUCAAAAAUUGUAUAUGAUGAUUUGGGAAGAAGGCAAUUUGAAGCAUAUCAUCUUUGGGAAGUACAACACACUUUUGAGCUUUUAUCAGAGAGAUUCUUGCUUGGCAUUUAUAAUUAUUUGUCAGAGACUACUGCAAACUAUUUUAUUCCUCAUUCUCAGAUUCUACGAGCGUAA